AUGGAGGCGCGGGACGAGCUGCGCGAGGUUGGCGUCGGCGAGCGCGCUCCCAGAGUGCUAGAGCUCGAUCAUACCUUCCGCCCCGGGGCCAUGUUGUCUCCGCUCUCGGGUUCAAGCCUGUCCCAUCAAGUGUUUUUCAACGCAGACCUUCUCCCCGAGAUCUUUCACCAUCUCUCGCCGUAUCCUGAAGGCCUCGACAACAUCCUCACCGAAGGACACGCGAGCGAUAACGAGGGGCAGGCGGAUCUCAAGUGCACGCUGGCCGCCUGCGCACGCGUCUCUCGCGCCUUCUCCGACGUUGCGCUCGAUGCCCUCUGGAGGACGUUGAACGGUCUGUGGCCCCUGUGGUGCAUCAUGCCGGAUGAAGACGCUUUGAGCACCGUCCAGGUACCUGAGGACGAGUCCACUGCGGAGGCAGGCUCGCCGAGCUGGCACUGGUUCAGGUUCAGGCGCUACGCCUUCCGGGUCAGGGAGCUCAGAUGCAAGAUGGAACCGUUCGUGCCCUCAAUGCGUCCCGACAACACAGCAGACCUGCUUAUCCCACUCCUGUCUGGGGCGCCUCUCCUUCCUCGCCUCGAGCACCUGGAUGCCAGGUUUGAGGUCCCUGACUGGCUACCAUUGCUGUCCAUCCUUCUCUCCCCAUCUCUUCGUUCCAUCAGGCUGUCUCUCGAGUACUCGAGAUGGGGCGCUAGCCAGCUCCGGACAACACUCAUCCACUCGCUUCUGCGUCUCAUGACCUAUCCAGACGAUCGCAAACACGAGCGGCGUCUCAUCCCUUGGCCGCGAGAGUUCCAUGGCCCAUCGUUGGAGCAUCUCCUCGCUCAAGAUGCGUUCCACGACCUCCACACGAUCGACACCCUGGUCCACGGCCGUCCCAUCGACCUCGACCGUCCCACCGUCGAAGUCCUCUCGCGCAUGCCGAGCCUCAAGACCCUCUUCGUCGCGCUUGCGCUCGGCGUCCCGCCCGCCUGCCACGAUGGCUUCGUCGCGCUCGAGACCCUCCACGUCAGCGCCACCCCCGCCGACAUCGCCCACCUGUUCGCCGGGUGCCGCUUCCCCCGCCUGCGCGCGCUCGCCCUCCGCUCGCCCUCCGCGCACCUCCCCACCGCGCUCGCCGCCGUCCCGCGCUCGGUGACGGCGCUCGCGCUGGAGCUGCGCGACAGCUGGGAGCCGGUGCGGCUCGCGGAACUACUCGCGCCGCUCCUCGCGCGGGUCGCGCUGACGAGCUUCACGCUCGACCUCGCGCGCCGGCAGUGGGUGUCCGUCACGGACGGGGACCUGGACGCGGUCGCGGGGGCGUGGCCGGCGCUCGUCCGGCUCGAGAUCACGCUCGACGGGAAGAGGAGUGCGGUGAAGGGGGCGCCGCCGGCGGACGCGGGCGUCGCGUGUCCGACGGUUGGGGGCGCGGUGCAGUUUGCGAGCAGGUGUCCGGCGUUGAGGGCGCUGCACCUUCCGAUGCUGAGGAAGGUGUGA
Epithele typhae is the source of this 1473-nucleotide messenger RNA. RefSeq lists its product as uncharacterized. Lineage: Eukaryota; Fungi; Basidiomycota; Agaricomycetes; Polyporales; Epitheliaceae. The transcript has 4 exons. Bases 1 to 1473 code for a protein of 490 amino acids. The record is from RefSeq and is a predicted model, not a curated record.